AUGCCAACUGAACAUCAACAACCGGUGGAUCCAUCACAUCUUUUGAAUUCGUCUAAAUUUUUAGAAAGUCUUCGCAAACUACAUAUUGAUUCAUUUCUACAAGAAAUCAGUAAUAAACCACUUGAGCCAUUAGUUUACGCACAUUCGGAUAAUAAAAUCUCCUUUGUUCUAAAUCUUUUACGAAUUCAUAAUAUAAUCUCGAUACCAGUAUUUGAUAAUUACCAAAAUAAAUUUGUUAGUAUCGUUAAUGUGGUCAACAUCAACAGAUAUUUAAUGUUGAAAGAGGUUUUUAGUAGAAUGGAUGCUAAGGAAUCUGCUCAUGAUUAUAUGAGCAAGGAAGUAAAACAAAAAAUUACAAAUGUUUACGAAAAACCAAUCAGUGACUUGAUUGAUGAAAUGAAUUUAGCAAAUAAUUUUAAAAUUUAUCACAAAUCCGAACCACUUAUCGAUGGAUUAGAAGCGAUGGGCACACACGAAAAUGUUUAUGCUAUUUUAGCUUCGACGUCAAACAAUAAAGAAAUUAUGGCAAGUGAUGUUCAACAUGCUGCCAUUAUUACCCAAUGGGAUGCGAUCGAUUACUUUCUUAAAAAUCCGGUUUUGAAAGAAGCUCAGAAGGAUGGUGCUUUGGAUUGGCCAGCUAAUAAAGUUAUGCAACGAUCUUGGAUCACCUUUACCAAAAAAGAUGAUCCGAAUCAACCUUCUCGUAGAUUUAAUUUCGAACGUAGAGAUUCAUCAUCAUCAUUUUUCACAUCACCUGAACGUAGAGAUUCAUUAAGAGAAGCAUUAUUUGCACCUGAGCGCAAAAAUUCGUUCUCUUUUGAUCCGCAACUUGCAUAA
Molecule: messenger RNA, 837 nt
Organism: Entrophospora sp. SA101
Lineage: Eukaryota; Fungi; Glomeromycota; Glomeromycetes; Entrophosporales; Entrophosporaceae
Source: the annotation of a GenBank genome assembly